UAGCUCACGGUCUGACAAGUCGCACACAUUGGGCCAGAAGGGGGAAGCGCGGCGGCGGAGAAGAAGGGCGACCCAAGCGCCGCUACGAAAUGGCCGGGCAACAGUUCCAGUACGAUGACAGCGGCAAUACCUUUUUCUAUUUCCUCACGUCCUUCGUCGGACUUAUUGUGAUCCCAGCCACAUAUUACCUCUGGCCCCGGGAUCAGAAUGCUGAACAACUGCGUCUGAAAAGCCUGCGGAGGGUCCAUGGCAGGUGUCUGUGGUACCGGCUCAGGCUGAUGAAGUCACAGCAGAGCAUCGUCCCGACACUAAAGAAAGCAGCCUUGUUAUUUGGGUGGGCUGUGUUCCUGCUGCUAGCCUACAAGGUGUCCAAGCUGGACAGAGAGUACCAGGAGUAUAAUCCUUAUGAAGUCCUCAACUUGGACCCGGGCGCAUCGCUGUCAGAAAUCAAGAAGCAAUACCGUGUACUGUCACUCAAAUACCACCCUGACAAAGGUGGUGAUGAGGCCACAUUCAUGAGAAUUGCCAAAGCCUAUGCUGCUCUGACCAAUGAACAAUCUCGGCUCAACUGGGAAGUAUACGGCAACCCAGAUGGUCCAGGAGCAACCAGCUUUGGUAUUGCCCUGCCUGCAUGGAUUGUUGACCAGAAGAACUCAAUGCUGGUGCUGUUGGUGUACGGACUAGCCUUUAUGGUCAUCCUCCCUGUUGUUGUGGGCACAUGGUGGUAUCGCUCUAUCCGCUACAGUGGAGACCAGAUCCUCAUCAACACCACUCAGCUCUUCAUGCAUUUCAUGUAUAAAACGCCUAACAUGAACAUGAAACGGUUAGCCAUGGUUUUGACAGCAGCAUUUGAGUUUGACCCUCGCAGCAAUAAAGAAGCCACCAUACGGCCAACAGACAACAUUGAAGUGCCACAGUUGAUCCGUGAGUUGGGGAACAUCAACGUGAAGAAGAAGGAGCCUCCAUUCUGCUACCCAUACAGUUUGAAGGCCAGGGUCUUGGUGCUAUCUCACCUUGCACGCAUGGAUGUAUCAGAGGAGUUGGAGGAAGAUCAGAGGUUUGUGGUGAGGAAAAGCCCAGCUCUCCUUCAGGAGAUGAUCAAUGUGGGCUGUCAGCUUACCAUGAUGGCCAACAGUCGAGGAGGUUUCCAUGCUCCUCGACUUGUAACCAUAGAGAAUUGUAUGAAGCUGACCCAGAUGAUAGUGCAGGGCCUGCAGGAGUCAAAGUCACCACUGCUGCAGCUGCCCCACUUUGAGGAGGAGCAUCUCCGCUACUGCAUCUCUAAGAAGUACAAAGUUCGGAGCCUGCAAGACCUGGUGAGUCUCAAAGACUCAGACAGACGCAGUAUGCUGCGUUUCUUGGGGGAGGAGAAAUACGAUGAGGUCAUGGCUGUGCUGAGCAGCUUCCCUCACAUCACCAUGGAUACCAAACUGCAGGUCCUUGAUGAUGAAGACAGCAAUAACAUCACAGCGGGCUCUAUCGUCACAGUUACUGUCACCUUAACCAGAAAACGGAUGGCGGAGGUGUUUGAAAAGGAGCAGGAAUCCACACAGUGUCCAGGAGAGGAGGCUACCAACACAGAGGAAGCACAAGGAGACUCUAGUAAAGCCAAAACCAAAGUGUGGCAGAACAAGAGUAAAGGGGCUAAGAAGACAGCCAAGUCCAAGAAGAAAAAAUUAACCAAGAAGAAGGCCACUCCUGCACCUGCCAAAACCAAACAGGCCAAUGGCAACGUGGCAGGAAAUGAAGUCGUUGCAGCAGCAGCAACGGCAGCAGCAAAGGAGGAAGAAGAUGAGGCCUCAGACAAAGGCAGUGAGUCAGACGAGGGCGAGGCCAACAAGGACUCUCCCAGCGAGAGAGACGAAGACAGUGACAAACAAAGCGACACAGAGGUGGACGAAAUGGCUGGUGAUGAUGAGGAGGAAUGGGAGGCGUUACAGCAAAGCAUCCAGCGGCGAGAACGGGCCCUGCUAGAGACCAAGUCAAAGGUGACGCACCCUGUCUACAGCAUCUAUUUCCCCGAGGAGAAGCAGGAGUGGUGGUGGCUCUACAUCGCUGACCGCCGAGAUCAGACCCUUGUCUCUAUGCCAUACCAUGUCUGCACGCUAAAAGACACAGAAGAGGUGGAGCUGAAGUUUCCCGCCCCCUCCAAAACAGGCAACUACCAAUAUUCUGUCAUCCUCCGCUCUGAUUCCUACCUGGGACUGGACCAGAUCAAACCACUCAAGCUGGAGGUCCAUGAGGCCAAGGCCAUGUUGGACAACCACCCACAGUGGGACAUCCCCGACACGGAGGAGGAGGACGAGGAGCAGGAGGACAGCGACGGCAUCGAGGAGAGUGAAGACGACGACGAGGACAACGACUGAAUGCGGAAACACACACAUACAUACACACACACACACUCACUGCCCCCAAUGGACAGGCCACCCACCCACUCCUGACCCCACAGCACUCAAGAGCAGCGAGCUAGGAGCAGCAAAGCCACGCCUGCCACGCCUGCCAAACACACACACACACACACACACACACACACACACACACACACACACACACACACACACACACACAUAGACACACAUAUAGAAUCACCAGGAACGGUUAAUACACACGAGCCCUGCUCCUCUUCCACCAUUUUACCUUUACAAUGACAUGAACUGUGACCCCUGCCCCUCCACUUCCCUUUUCUACAGAGACUUUUCAUUUUCCGCUGCUUGCGGAAGAGAAUUCUGUGAAUACUUACCCAGGCCCGUGUGUGUGUGUGUGUGUGCGCGCGCAUGUGAGAAUGUGUGUGUUUGCACUCCUGUGUGAGUGCACGACGUGUGUUUGUAACCUUGUAAGUGUUUGUACAGGUAUGAAAGCUUGACACACUGUGGACUGGAGGACCUAUUAUCUGGGCUCUUUUUCUUCUUUUUCUCAAGGGGAGAAGGGGAUCUGUAACAGCUAAUUCCGUUUGCAAAAUUAACAAAAAACAAACAAACACAUGACCUCCACACGGAUAUCAUGACAUCGCUCUCGCUCCUAAUUUUAACAUCACUCAGCACCGAUGUUUACCCACACCAAUGAUACUUUCUAUUGUACACUUAAACUGCAGAAGUGUGAGCUUUAGCCCUGUUUGUCGGGGAUCACAAUCCGAGUCAACCGUUGGGACGUUUGCUCCUUUCAGCGCAACGGGGAGGGGGCACAGUUGAGUCUCAUGUAUUUUUAUUUUUCCAGCCGGUCACUUGUAUGUCCUUGUACUCUGUAUGCUGAAGAGGAUGAUGAUGAUAAUGAUGAUGAUGUUGUUGAUGAUGAUGAUAGUAAAUCCACAGAUGGAUACUGAUCUCCAGUGAGUUCUGUUAACAAUGCCUAUUCUGACCCUUUGAUCCACAUCAAACUGUAUUUUUCUGAAAGAGACAGCUGUUGGUUGAAAGCAGGUGGAUCUUGAAAUUAAUUAUGACCCCAAGUAUAAUGGGGAGGGGGGAGAAAAUGACAAAACUUGCAGUGUUAAGAUUUGUUUGAAUUAUUAGUACUCUUCUUGUCCAUAUUCUACAUAAACGUUGUGAGUUUUUCAGUCUUUAAAGGGGCUCAGACAUAUAUAUAUAUAUAUGAAUAGAUAGAUGCAGUAUAAACAUACUCGUGGCUUUUCAGAAAAGUGACUUCCUUUCUCUUCAUCCUUUUUUUUUUAAAACAAUUGUAGCACAUUCCAGUCUAUACUCAUUGUCCGAAAAGGCCUUAUGAAUACAACUGAAAUACCACAACAUACAAGUCCAUGGGUGCUAUGCACCUGUGGAUCUAGGGAGAGCAGAUUAAAAAAAAAACUUUAGUUUCUUUGUGUUUGUAAAGAUCUACAGUGUUUUUCUUUUCGUUUCAGUUUAGUUUUAGUUUCUGCAUAGUAACCUACUAGCUCCUCAGUCUCGGGAUACAUAUCACUGAUAUAUUUCCACGACAAAAGCCUCUGAGUACAGUUUUUGUCUGCUUACAGAGGGUUAGCGGUCAUAUGGUAAAUGUGACUGAUGGGCUUUUAGCCUUGGGACCCUGUGUUAAUGGGAUUAGAGUAUGAGGUCGCUGACACAAGUGGCACUUGUGAUCUGAAAAGUGUCUUGAACAAAAAAAACCCCAUCGAAAGUAACUUGUAGUGUAAGACUAAGCAUAUUCUGUCCAGCACCUUUUCUCUUUAGUUGUAUGUGCAAAGCAAGCUUAGUUUUUUUUAAAUUACAACUGCUAUUUCAAUAAAUGUUCUUUUUUAAUUUUUCUGUCCAAGGAAUACAGAGCAGUUCUGACAAACCAAGAAGAGCCCCUCUCAUCUAAAUGUAGUUGGUUUUUUUUGUCUCAGUGAAGCGGUAGUUAUAACAAAUUUAACACAUACGUCUUGUUUUAUUCCAUUCUAACCCUGAUUUUACAUCUGUUAGACUCAAGAAUGGGGG
Scomber scombrus (Atlantic mackerel) is the source of this 4403-nucleotide messenger RNA. It is a transcript of the gene sec63, whose product is annotated as SEC63 homolog, protein translocation regulator. The transcript has 20 exons. Gene Ontology annotation, molecular function: RNA binding; transmembrane protein transporter activity. Gene Ontology annotation, cellular component: Sec62/Sec63 complex. Gene Ontology annotation, biological process: SRP-dependent cotranslational protein targeting to membrane; post-translational protein targeting to endoplasmic reticulum membrane. Bases 90 to 2366 code for a protein of 758 amino acids. Lineage: Eukaryota; Metazoa; Chordata; Actinopteri; Scombriformes; Scombridae. The record is from RefSeq and is a predicted model, not a curated record.